AUGGUAGUCUGCAAUCUUCAUAUCGUCUCGCUCAAGCAGAGCAUCUCCGUUCCCGCGUUCCUCGCCGGGCUCCGUAAGCAUGACGUCAAACCAAUCGUGCAAGCCCAGGUGUUGCGGUGGAUGAUCCUCCCCACUCAGCUCUCGGCUGGAUAUCUCCUGAGCAGGAAUAUACAGUGGCAUCUCCUGCUCGGUCUGAAUGCUUCAGACUCUAUACCGUCAUCCCUACAGCAACACGUCGAGGCCGCCUGGACGGCAUCGUGCGGGGUAUCAGCCCGGGUGCUGAGUGACUACGCAAAGCACAACGCAGCACUGCUCAAUCCUAGCCCGGGCUCGGUGAAGCCUGCGCAGUUGCCUGCGGUGUCCGACACGUCGAAUUCGCAGAAUCUGGAGUUCUCCCCCGAACUCGAGAACUGGAUCGCCAAACUCGCGCCUCCGCUGCGGAACCACCCCGUUUCCAUGCUGAACCUCCUGGCUUUCAACGAAGGCAAGAAGGAUCAGUACAUCAAGUAUGGCACGGAGUUUUCGUCACGGGUGGGAGCACGUCAUGGCGGCAACGUGAAGAUUGCAGCCCGCGUCGUGGGCGGAGAGGACCAACAGGCUCAGCAUGAUGGAUGGGAUGAAGUAGCUUUUGUGCAUUACCCGACCGUGAAGCAUUUUGCGGCCAUGUCUGCAAGCCCAGAGUACCAGGAAGUCAACCGCAAGUACAGACUUGGCGCGUUGAAGGACACCUUUAUACUCUGCGUCGCAGAGAUAGAUGACGACGGACAGCUUAUGGGCGGUAGGGGAAACAAGGGGAAGCUGUAG
Neoarthrinium moseri is the source of this 804-nucleotide messenger RNA. RefSeq lists its product as uncharacterized. Lineage: Eukaryota; Fungi; Ascomycota; Sordariomycetes; Amphisphaeriales; Apiosporaceae. The record is from RefSeq and is a predicted model, not a curated record. The coding region runs from base 1 to 804 and encodes 267 amino acids. The transcript has a single exon.